This is a messenger RNA of Cuscuta europaea, 2148 nucleotides long. The record is from the annotation of a GenBank genome assembly. Lineage: Eukaryota; Viridiplantae; Streptophyta; Magnoliopsida; Solanales; Convolvulaceae.
CACGACAUUCAUACUGAAUACACUCUCUCUCUUACUUACUUGAGCUCUGACUUCUCUCUAAGUUAUUCCCCGCAAUAACCCUCGGAUAUAUACCCCCGGGUAGACUAUCCAUCAGUUGCUUUAUCAUCAGUCAAACAUCGUAAAUCGUUCACGGGAACCUUCUAGUGGGACGGAGGGAGUAGAAAGGAAAAAUAUUAUAAUUGUACGGAGUAGUUGUUUCUGCAAAGCCCAUCGGCAGAAAGAAAUAAUGGAAUUAUAGUGGGCCAAAAACAUUUAGCAUGUCAAUUAACGUAUACAUAUGACUUGAGCAGAUCACUGGUAGGGUUUAAGGAUUUUUCCGAUAUUCUGGAGCUUGUCCAGGCGCAGCUCAGCCAUGGGGUUUUGGGGUCAGUUUCGUUUUGUUACUGUAAAUCUUUUCGGUUCUAUAACUGAAGAGCAAUCAUAGAAAUUGAAUUUUUUGCCUCUAAAACUUUCGUCCAGGGAUUGAACUUAAACCAGGAAAACCAUACGUCCUUGAAUUAGCCGGAGAUGGGGAAAGACUCCAUCUUUCGCAGGCAACAUUGGGUGCUGGUUCAUCUGAUAAAAAGACCAUAGUUCAGUGUUCCCUUGAAGGCAAGAAACCAAUAUAUUUGUGCUCUCUAUUGCCUGAAAAACUUGAGACUUGCCCUCUGAAUAUUGAAUUUGAUGAUGAGGAUGAGGUCACCUUCUCAGUUAAAGGCAAUCACCAUGUUCACCUCUCUGGUUUCUUUUUGAGUGAAUGUGAAGAUUGUGAUGAAGAGGCAUAUGGGUCUGAUGCAUAUGAGGAUGACUGUGUUGAAAGUGACAGUGGUGGAGAUGAUUCUUUUUAUGAUUCUGGGGAGGAUGGAUUUGAAGAUAGUGAUCUCGAUAUGUACCCAUCUUCACCAGUCCCGAACAGUGGAGUUAGAAUUGAGGAAAUCGUAGAGGAUAAGAAUCUCACUAAUGAGAAUGAUGCAUCCCAGGGGCCAAAAAAGAAGAAAACCCGCUUUCCUGAAAGCCAAGAAAACACUGAUCAACAGAUAGUUGUGAAGAGCAAUAACAGUGUUCCUACGGUUGAAAGUGAAGAUGAAGAUGGCUUUCCGAUAGCUGCCUCAAUUAGGAUCAACACUGAAGCAGUGCCCAACAAACCAAUAUCACAAGAGACUGAUCAUGAAACUGCUGAAAGAGUCCAGAACGUAAAAAGAAAAAUUGAUGCUGUUGGGCAAACCACUGGAUCCGAAAAUGCUAAGCAAAAGAAAAAGAAUAAGAAGAAGAAGAAAAAGAUUUCAGCUAGCGAGGAUACUUGUUUGGAGAGCGCUGUGCAAUGUAAUGAUGCUGAUGUUAAUGAUAAAGAGAAAGUUUCAUCUGCUGAAAAGGAAACCAGUGAGAUGACAACUAAUGAAGUGUGUGUUAAUGAUAAAGAGAAAGUUUCAUCUGCUGAAAAGGAAACCAAUGAGAAGACAACUAAUGAAGUUAAGGUAGAGACAAAGAAGAAGAAAAAGAAGCAAGAAAUUAAUGGAGAGCAGAGCUUUGGUAAAGAAAUUAAAUCGUCCAUGAAAGUAGAGGAGAAAGCUGAUGCUAAGCCCUCAAAAGUGAGGACUUAUCCUAAUGGGCUUGUCAUAGAGGAGCUAUCAAUGGGUAAACCGGAUGGUAAAAGAGCUAUAGCUGGAAAGAAGGUUAGUGUCCGCUAUAUUGGCAAGCUGAAGAAGAAUGGCAAAAUUUUUGACUCUAAUAUCGGCAAAGCACCCUUUAAAUUCCGUUAGGUAUUGGUGAGGUUAUAAAGGGAUGGGAUGUUGGUGUAACGGGCAUGCGUGUUGGGGAUAAAAGAAGACUCACCAUUCCACCAGCUAUGGGGUAUGGAGAAAAAGGUGCUGGUGCGGUUAUACCACCAAACUCAUGGCUUCUUUUUGAUGUUGAGUUAAUCAACGUAAAUUGAUUGUCUCCCAUAUUUCUCUCUUUGGAAGAGUAAUUUUUUUCGUUUUUGGGCUCCUCUCUCCUUUUGUUACCAAUCAAUUUUGGAACACAAUGUAAUAUUGCAACUAUAUUAUGAAUUAUUGAACGUGUCCGUUCAGACAUUAUAGUUCCAAUGUUACUAUUUUUUCUCCAAAAUGCCAACUUUUUCUCAGGUGGAGUAGGGAUAUGAUUUGGCUC